GGAGGUGCGGCCGGCGGCACGGCGCGGGUCGGAUCGGCGAGUGAGCGGGCUGCCGCGGGAGGCGCACGGCGGCGGCGGUCCCCGCAGUCCGGGCCGCGGAGAGGCCGGCGGGGCCCCUUGCUGCGGAGACAGAUGUGCGGGACGCGGGGCUGCGAGGGGCCGGCGGGGGGGUGCUGGGGGCUGCCGCCGCCGCUGCUGCCGCGGCCGGAGGGGGACCCUUAGCUGUGCGAGAAGCGGGGAAGCCGCGUCGGGAACUGUUAUUUUCCUCUCCUCCUUCCUUUGCCUUCCCUCUCCCUCCUCCUCCUCUUCACCAAAACCGGGAGAGGAGGCGUGUUCGUAGAGCCUUGCUGCACCGGUUUUGCUUGGUUUGUUGUUGCAGGCUUUGGUUCGCAGGGUGGUGGUGGUGGCGGCGGUUUUUCUUUUUCCUUUUCUCCCCCCACUCUUUCUCCCUCCCUCUCCUUUGGCCCAUUGCAUGCUCGGAUCCGGCUGGAUCCUUCCUUUUAUUUUCUGUGGUGCCUUUCGGAGGGGGGAAGGGAGAGCUGGGAUGAGUGCAGCUUGACGCACAGGCAAGGGGAGGGGGGGCACCGCCGGCAGCUGCAGCGGUUCGUGGCCGCAGGGUGCGGGUGAGGAAGGGAGCGAGCGAGGGGCUCGCUCGGUGCCUCCCCCUUUCUUCGCCCCUCUCCUUCCUCUCCUCUUUUCCUUCCCUUCCCCCCCGCCCCUUCAUCCGUCUCCUGCCGGGUCCGGCUAGGAGCGUGUGUGCAAUAUAUUACGUUGUAAGGUGUGUGUGUGCGUGGAGGAGAGGGAGGGAAGAAAGGAAGGAAGGAAGGACUCGCGAGGGAGCCAGGGCUGCCCCAGCUCCCCCCUAUGUGAACCCCCCCGGGCGGCUGGAUGGCGAUAGACCGGCGCCGCGAGGCGGGCGGUGGGGGCCGACCGCUGCCGGAGGAGAACGGCUCGGUGCCGGGACCGGGGGGGGGGGGCGCCGCCGCCCCCCCGGGGCCGCCCGCCGCGGGCUCCGCCGGGGCCGAGAUCCAGGCGGUGCCGGUGCCAUCGCCGCCCGCCGCCGCCUGCAGUCCGCUGCUCCUCGACUACGACGGCUCCGUGCUCCCCUUCCUCGGGGGGCUGGGCGGCAGGUACCAGCGGACCCUGGUGCUCCUCACCUGGGUCCCAGCCCUCUUCAUCGGCUUCAGCAAGUUCUCGGACUCCUUCCUCCUGGACCAGCCCGACUUCUGGUGCCGGGAGGCGGACGGACAGGGCAACUGGAGCGGGUCCUUGGCGCUGAGCCACGCCAACCGCAGCGAUAACGGCAGCAUCUUCCCGCCGCCCGGGCUGCCCACGCCGGCGGGGGGCAACGCCAGCGAGUGCGACUGCCACGAGUGGCACUACCGCAUCAGAGCGGGCCUCGUCCAGAACGUCGUGAGCAAGGUGAGAAAGGCGGCUUCCCUCAGGUCCCCCUCCCUGUGCUGCCUUCACGGACCCCCUCGGCCCUGCCCUGGCCCCAGUCGGCACACUGCUCAUCCCAAGAUGAGGGAAGCAGCUGGACACAACGCAGUUCUGUCCGUUUUGUGCUGCCGGCGGAUCGGUGAGGUGACCUGUGGGUUACCCUUCCACGGGAGUAAAUCUCGCAUCCCUGUAGUCAUUUCCGUCCUAGGGUGUCACUCCAGGUGUGCGUGCCGUGGGUUUGUUAUCUGGGCGACACUGAGCUAG
Molecule: messenger RNA, 1704 nt
Organism: Strigops habroptila (Kakapo)
Lineage: Eukaryota; Metazoa; Chordata; Aves; Psittaciformes; Psittacidae
Product: solute carrier family 22 member 23-like
Source: RefSeq, a predicted model, not a curated record